CGAAGUCGUGAGACUCAGGCAGUCAUAUAAAAAACAGAAGGUCGAAAUUGUGCAGAGAGGAAUUUGCCGUCCGAACGUCCGAACGCCCGCCAUGGCUUCACCCAUGUUCGCAGCUCUGCUAAUGGCUCUCUUGGCUACAACUUUGGUGGAAGGAGGACGGCUGCCUCUGAAACUUCCUCCAAAACUACCUAAGCCGAAGACUUCUUCACUGCCGCGAGCCUCUGAAGUUGCAAUCAUAAACUCCUGCAUCACGGUAGCCCAGAAGGGAUUCAAACCUACCGAUUCGGCUGUUAAGACUUUUAAUGCCUGCCACCAGGACUAUUGGGGACGAUCCGCUUCCAAACCAGCCACCGGGGACUUGCUGAAAAGUUUGAACCAGUGCACUCGUCCUGGGGGCUUCAAAAGCCAGAGCACAGUUUACAAAAAGUACGAAAAGUGUGUCUUGCGGCGUGCUGGUCGGUAAAUAUAUCGAGAAUUCCUCAAUUCUGGAAUUAAGUUCACAACUACUUGAGCACUUGCCACUCUUAUUGGCAGUUUUCAGAAAUAGAACCUAAAAGCCGUGCCUUUUUCCUACAUAGAAUCAGGUCAAACUA
Molecule: messenger RNA, 593 nt
Organism: Frankliniella occidentalis (western flower thrips)
Lineage: Eukaryota; Metazoa; Arthropoda; Insecta; Thysanoptera; Thripidae
Exons: 2
Coding region: 92-463 (123 amino acids)
Source: RefSeq, a predicted model, not a curated record